AAUUCUCUAAUUACCUAAUUUCCAUUCUGUUGAAAAAGCGGUAUAUUUAUAAGGAGGAGAAAUUUUGACCGUGUUGAUCGUCAACAGGAAGGGCUUGUUUCGCUGGGCUUGAAGCUGGAAGCGAGAAUCUUUGCCAUAAGUAAAGAUGUUGAAGGCAAAGUCCGAGCAAUACUCGUACUCGUACUCGGUGGCAAGCUGUUCGAUAGAUAGCAAGCACUGAAAUAGCUGCACCACAUGGCGGGGGUCUCUUUAACGCUGAUGUUAGAUUCAUGUGUAUGCGUUUUUACGUAUACGCGGAUCGUGGAACAUUGUCGAUGUUCAGACUAGAGACAGACCCUUCGCGAACGAACGCAGUUGUCGACUCCGGAAAUACAUUUUCUGUGAAAUCGUACAUUAACAUCGAUACUUACCGCGCGGCGACACGUAUCGUUGUUGAUUUAUUGUCAACGCCGACCAAUUUUUAAUUUCCAUCCGGAUAAAAUUCAUUCUGUUCGAGACGAAAGAAGAAGCGUAAGGAUAGAGCAACCCGAUCGGAACCAAUACCGCUCCAUCAUCAUCGCCAUCGUUAUCGGUAUCUCCAUCCUCCAUCAUUCACAAAAAAUGCAUAAAAGGAUAGUCAAAGUUCGCAUAUAACAAGAUAAAUAUUUUUUCAAUGAAUUGAAAAGGAAUGAUUUGAAAUCUUGCAAGAGAUAUAAUCGUGAAACCAAUCGUGAGAAUAAUAAAGAAAAGAAGAAGAAGAAAAAAUAAUAUAAAAUAAUCUAGGAAUCUGAUAUCAUUUUCACGAAAAAUAUUUCACCUUGAGAUUUCCAAACGCUUCAACGUUCAACGAAUAACUUUUUGUUACGACAACGCGUAAAUAAAAGCGCGCAUAGAGGUAAAUUCGAAAAAAAAAAAAAAAAAAAACACGUAAAAUUAAAUGAACCUAUCACGUAAAACAAUUAUACGUGGCGUGAUGUUACAUAUUUCAUGAAAAUAUCGAAACGCAGAAGACAGUUCGAAGUGAAGUUUCGAAUGGAAACGUUGCCAAUUCGACGUUGCAUUAUUGUAAUGUGCAUCCAUACGAAUACAUUGUCUGAAAAAACAUGUUACUUGUUGACAUGUUACUCGGCAGCAGGCAAAAAAGCGUAUCGUAGAACGAAAAGCAAGAAUCCAUGCAAAUCCUGCAAUGAUCUAAUGAUCAAAUGAUCAUCGUGUAUCUCAGUGCCUUAGGUCUUAAAUUAAUCUUGAGAAACAACUGGCGGUUGCUGGGUGAAUUCGUAUUUUUAAACGAAAUAGUUAGUCAGUUACCGAUAAGUGCAUCGAGAACGUUUCUCGUUUCAUUUCAGUGAUUUCGUAAAUAUACUCGAGGUGUAAAAAUGAGCGAUAGUAAUAUCAUUUCCCAAAUAUAUCCAACAAGCAAUUAUCACAUUUUCUCAAGCAUGGAAAAGAUGAGGAUUAAAUUUGAAAAACACGUGGGAGGACGGUAAAUUUCUGAUUAUGGCCGCUUGCCAUCCAACACCGGCGAUUCAACAUUUGCAACCACAGGAAUCGUCUCAGUUCGGCCUUGGAUCUAUGAACGCUCUCGGUAGCCAAGGUCGGAAACCUCUUCACCAACCACAUUAUCCGCCCCAUUUGCUCAAUUGGGUCUAUCUAGCAAUCGCCGAUCAAAAUUCUGCUCAACCGCGAGAUCAGAACAAACUUGUUCCGACAAUCUGGAGCGGUUUUUCAACAACGACGUCACAAACUCAUUCUCAUCGUGAUACACUCGAUCCUUCUUGCGCUAUAAGUGGCAAUUUUGCGGACAAUAUCAACGAACUUGCAGAUCGUUUCAGAGAAUUGGGUCUAUUAGAUAGAAAACCAACGAAAAGGCCACCACCUAAUUACCUCUGUCAUCUGUGUUUCAAGAAAGGUCAUUAUAUCAAAGAUUGUCCGCAGGCAAGACCAAAGGGUGAGGGUUUAACACCGUAUCAAGGAAAAAAACGAUGCUUCGGAGAAUACAAAUGUCCCAAAUGCAAACGCAAAUGGAUGUCGGGUAAUAGCUGGGCCAAUAUGGGCCAGGAAUGUAUUAAAUGUCAUAUAAACGUCUAUCCUCAUAAACAAAGACCAUUAGAGAAACCAGACGGAUUGGAUGUGUCCGACCAAAGUAAGGUCCAUCCGCAACAUCUCUGUCAAAAAUGUAAAACUCUUGGUUACUAUUGUCGAAGAGAUCAAUAAUGCGAUAUACUAUAUAAUAUUCCACGACUGAUUAACUUUAACAAACAGAAAUAUAAAUUCAACGUACAUAUUCGUCCUUCUUUUAAAUUCGUACAUCACCAAUGAUGAAUCUUCAUACCGAUCGAUGAAUCUUUCCUGAAAAUUUACUACAUUUUUUAUAUUACUACAACAUAACUUAUCGAUAUCUGUUCGAAUCUCACAUAGUAUGGUAUUAAUCUA
This is a messenger RNA of Apis dorsata (giant honeybee), 2412 nucleotides long. Its product is annotated as zinc finger CCHC domain-containing protein 24-like. The transcript is spliced from 4 exons. The record is from RefSeq and is a predicted model, not a curated record. Gene Ontology annotation, molecular function: zinc ion binding; nucleic acid binding. NCBI's taxonomy places the organism in Eukaryota, Metazoa, Arthropoda, Insecta, Hymenoptera, Apidae. Bases 1477 to 2193 code for a protein of 238 amino acids.